This is a messenger RNA of Spodoptera litura, 1896 nucleotides long. RefSeq names its product epithelial serine protease-like. Gene Ontology annotation, biological process: proteolysis. Gene Ontology annotation, molecular function: serine-type endopeptidase activity. Lineage: Eukaryota; Metazoa; Arthropoda; Insecta; Lepidoptera; Noctuidae. The record is from RefSeq and is a predicted model, not a curated record.
UAAGUGAUUUCAAUUGUAUAGAGUAGUUGCUGUGAAUUCGAACGUAUCUGUGAAAAUCGAUUUGAAAGUUCAGCCCGUGACCAAGAUGAAAGCUUUUAUUGUGGUUUGCCUGGCUUUGGCCAGUUUGGUCUCUGCGGGAGAAGUUCAGUACCCAGGUAACUCCGCAUGGGGCUACUUGGUGAAGUAUGGUAUUCCUGAGGCUGAGAGGAUCAAGGCUGCUGAGGAGAAACUCAGUCACUCCAGAAUUGUUGGAGGUGUUCCCGCUGGACAAGGACAAUACCCAUACCAGGCUGGUCUUCUCAUCUCCAUCAUCGGUUUCGAUGGAUCCGGUGUUUGCGGUGGUUCCCUCAUCAGCGCUUCCAGGGUGGUGACUGCUGCUCACUGCUGGUUCGAUGGUGUGCAUCAAGCAUGGAGGGUCACUGUUGUUCUUGGCUCCACAACUCUCUUCUCUGGCGGUACCAGAGUUGAGACUAGUGUGAUGGCCAUGCACCCGAACUGGAGUCCAGCUCUUAUCCGUAAUGACGUCGGUGUACUCUACUUGCCCCAAGCUGUGCAGUUGUCCGCCAACAUCGCACCCAUUGCUAUUGCCUCCGGAUCCUCAGACUUUGUUGGUGCAUCAGCCAUCGCAUCUGGUUUUGGUUUAACAAGCUCUGGUGGAAGCAUCAGCUCCAACCAGGUCUUGAGCCACGUUCGCCUGAAUGUCAUCGCCAACAGUGCCUGCAGCUUCGCCUUCCCGUUCGUUGUCCAGCCUUCCAACCUCUGCACCAGUGGUGUUGGAGGUGUUGGUACCUGCAGUGGCGACUCUGGUGGUCCUCUUGUAGCUAGCCAGAAUGGACAGAAUGUUUUGAUUGGUAUCACCUCAUUCGGAUCCGCUUUCGGCUGCCAAAUCAACCUGCCAUCAGUCUUCGCCCGUGUUACCUCCUUCGCCAGCUUUAUCAACCAGCACCGAUCUUGUUAUUGCUCAGUGAUUGUUUUAAGUAUCACCAUGAAGGUCUUCCUUGUCCUAGCUUUGGCGACUCUUGCCUACGCGAACGUAGAGCCCGCUCUUGACGGUAACACCGCGUUUGGCUACAUCCAGAAAUAUGCCAUCCCAUUGGCAGAAGAGAUCCGCAAAGCUGAGGAACAGAUGAGCCAGCAAAGAAUUGUUGGUGGAUCCCCAUCUAGUGAGGGUCAAUUCCCCUACCAGGCUGGUCUUCUCGCUUCCUACGCUGGUAUCUCUGGCACCGGUGUGUGCGGAGGUUCCCUCGUCAGUGCAAACAGAGUGAUCACUGCUGCCCACUGCUGGUUUGAUGGUGUGAACCAGGCUUGGCUCUUCAACGUUGUUCUUGGUUCCAACACACUCUUCUUUGGCGGCACCAGGAUUGAAACUAGCGCUGUUAUCCUUCACCCCAACUGGCAGCCACUACUUGCCCGCAACGACGUUGGUGUUAUCUACCUACCUAUCUCAGUUCAAUUCUCAGACUCCAUCAAGCCCAUUGCUCUGCCAUCUGGAGAUCAACUGAACAAUAACUUCGUCGGUGCUACCGCUGUUGCUUCUGGUUUCGGUUUGACCCGUGACGAUGGAUCUAUCUCAACCAACCAGUACUUGAGCCACGUUAGCUUGAACGUUAUCUCCAACAACGUCUGCUCCUACGCUUUCCCCCUGAUCUUGCAAUCCUCUAACAUCUGCACUAGCGGUCUCGGUGGUUCCAGCACCUGCAGGGGUGACUCUGGUGGCCCUCUGGCUGUUACUAUUAACAACGAGCCUGUCUUGAUUGGUGUUACCUCCUUCGGAUCUGCUCUUGGUUGCCAAGCUAGCUUGCCUGCAGCUUUUGCCCGUGUCACAUCUUUCGUCGACUUCUUCAACCAACACAUAUAAUUUUUUUAAACAAAUAUAAUUUAAGUUUUUCUCAAAAA